AUGCAUCAUCUCUUGUCUGGUAUUGGUGGCUCUUGUGAGUCGACUGAGAGAGUCAACGGUGUUGCGAGACGGGAUAGUAGUAUUUCUCUUGAAGAGAGUGCUUAUAAGCGGGACAAUCCUGAGCCUUCAGGGAACACCCUCGCUCCUGUUGAGAGUCAAAAGAUCCAAGACUGCUAUGAUACCAACGCGGAACAUGGAUGCACCCUUCCUAUACCCAGUCCCUCCUCAUCAUCGUCCGUCGUGGCACCAAUAGAUGUCCAUAUUCGGUGCGGCGAGAGCCUCGAGGCUAGGUUGAUGAGGCUCGAUGCGAUCCUGUGUCAAGGCCGACAAACAUCUGAGCCUGAGAACAUGUCUCUGUCACCAGAAGCUUCAAGCUUGGAUAUUGUCAAUACCUCACAAACACUCGAUCAAAGGGUGCCAAGUACUCCUGUACUCCAACCAAUACAAGUCUCCAAGACUAGAGACCACCAACCAACGACGACGAACCCAGACGUCGACAUGGGAGACAAGAUAUCCGUCGACUCAAAUACUGUGUCUGACCUUCUUCUGUCGGAUGCCUCGCAGCCAGCGAGUGUUCACGGAGAGGCAUACAACAAAGAGACUUUGAUCAAGUAUAAAAAUUCUGCCAAAGUAUCCGGGCGAAAGGACAGAGCUCGCAUUCACAAGAAAACCAAGCAGCGAAGUGGCAAGAAGAGGAUAGCCAAGAGCAAGAGUGUAUGA
Molecule: messenger RNA, 720 nt
Organism: Fusarium verticillioides 7600
Lineage: Eukaryota; Fungi; Ascomycota; Sordariomycetes; Hypocreales; Nectriaceae
Exons: 3
Coding region: 1-720 (239 amino acids)
Source: RefSeq, a predicted model, not a curated record